AUGAGUACCACAAAACUUGGCAUUCUACUCAUACGCACAAUUGCAAAACCAAUCGCGAGUAGUAUCAAAGUAGGUGGGAAGUUGUUUUUAUGGUAUUUUACGUAUACCAUGGGCAGGAGGUUUAGUGCUGCGUUGAUGGAAUACAGCAAAAGACACGAAAGGUUUCGAGAAAUUUGUAUAAACGUAGCACAGACUACACAUCGCCUUGAGAUGCAAUUGAAAUUGCGUUUAUUAAAUUUACCAGAGGAAAAGAUUCGACCUUUGAAUGAUGCUAAAGCAAUAGAAGCUGGUGCCAAUUUCUUAGGUGAAGCAAUAAUUUUUGGGAUCGCUGGAUCAUUAAUAAUAUGGGAACAAACGAGAUCUUAUAAACACACCAAAGAACGCAACAAUCACGUAGACGAAACACUACAUAAAUUAGAGAGUGAAGUAGCCGAACUGCGUUCAGACCUUAAGAAUAAUCGCACUUUUCAAGAGCAAUUGCAAUCCCAUUUAGUUCAAGCUCGCGAGGACAAUGAAAAAUUAACCAAAAUAUUGGAUCAUGUGCUGAAUAAAAUAGAACCAAAUCGAAAUAGUACAAAUGGAGAUGAUGUUGGGAUUAACAGUAGAUCAGGAUCGAGUUGGGAUAAUUCUCUAGGGGGUAUUAGUAAUCGGCAUAGAGAACAAUUUCAUCACUAUUCCAACGGACCAUCAUAA
This is a messenger RNA of Ambispora gerdemannii, 693 nucleotides long. The record is from the annotation of a GenBank genome assembly. NCBI's taxonomy places the organism in Eukaryota, Fungi, Glomeromycota, Glomeromycetes, Archaeosporales, Ambisporaceae.